AUGACCUUGGGUUAUGAACCCAGGACCUUUGCACACGGCCUCAACUUUGUAGAGCGUUCUAGUACUGCCACAUCACCGCGGCUGGCCUCGUUCACUGAGGAGUCCGACCCGGAUGGAGAUGUUUUUGUAGGCAUUGAAGAGAUCACGCAGACCCUAGACAUCUUGUCUACCAAGCACCAUGGAGCAAACACGCUUUCCCGGGCUGUCUGUGAAAGCCGGGGUGCCAAUUUCCCAUACAACAACGGCUCCCUGGUUUGGUGCCAGAGUCACAAGCAAUGUUCCAAGUGCCUGGAGCCCUGCAAGGAAUCGGGGGAUCUGAGGAAACACCAGUGUCAAAGCUUCUGCGAGCCUCUCUUCCCGAAGAAGAACUACGAAUGCCUGACUAGCUGCGAGUUCCUCAAGUACAUCCUGCUGGUGAAACAAGGGGAGUGCCCGGCUCCGGAGAAAGCCAGUGGAUUCGCUGCUGCCUGCGUUGAAAGUUGUGAGGUUGACAACGAGUGCUCCGGGGUGAAGAAAUGCUGCUCUAAUGGCUGUGGCCACACCUGUCAAGUGCCCAAGACUCUGUACAAAGGUGUGCCCCUGAAGCCCAGGAAAGAAUUACGAUUUACAGAACUGCACAGCGGCCAUCUGGAGAUCAAGUGGUCCUCGAAAUUCAAUGUUUCCAUCGAGCCGGUGAUCUACGUGGUUCAAAGAAGAUGGAAUUACGGAAUACAUCCUAGUGAGGAUGAUGCCACCCACUGGCAGACGGUGGCCCAGACCACAGACGAGCGUGUUCAACUGACUGACAUACGACCCAGCAGGUGGUAUCAGUUCCGAGUGGCCGCUGUCAACGUGCAUGGGACCCGAGGCUUCACUGCCCCCAGCAAGCACUUCUGCUCUUCCAAAGAUCCGUCAGCCCCGCCAGCGCCAGUGAACCUCCGCCUUGCCAACUCCACCGUGCACAGCGAUGGCACGGUAACCGUCACUCUCGUGUGGGACCUCCCCGAGGAGCCAGACCUCCCCGUGCACCACUACAAAGCCUUCUGGAGCUGGACGGUCAGCAGCAAGUCACUUGUCCCCACCAAAAAGAAGCGGAGAAAGACUACAGAUGGGUUUCAGAAUUCCGUGACGCUGGAGAGGCUACAGCCAGACUGUGACUAUACCGUGGAACUGCAGGCCAUCACGUACUGGGGACAGACACGCCUCAAGAGCGCCAAAGUGUCCCUUCAUUUCACAUCCACGCACGUGGCCAAUAACAAGGAACAGCUUGGAAAAGCUCGGAAAGGUGUGAUUCCAAUGCAGCCCCCUUUCCAAAGACGACGAAGCACCCGCCCGCUGGAAAUCGGAGCUCCGUUCUUCCAAGACGGUCAACUGCAAGUCAAGGUCUACUGGAAAAAGACCGAAGAUCCCGGCGUCAGCCAAUACCGUGUGCAGUGGUUUCCGGAAGUCUGUGCCCACAACAGAACAGCCGGGACAGCGACAGCAUCUGCCAUGACCCACGAAAAUUACAUAAUUCUUCAGGAUCUGUCAUUUUCCUGCAAAUACAAGGUGACCAUCCAGCCAGUACGGCAGAAGGGCCACUCCAAGGCAGAAGCAGCAUCCUUUACAACGCCCCCGUGUUCCAGUCUCAAGGGGAAAAGCUACAAGCACAUUAGCUGUCCCGGGGAAGCAGGUCAUGCUCUUUCCAAAGUGCUAGCCAAGCCCGAGAACCUUUCUGCCUCCUUCAUCGUCCACGACAUGAACAUCACGGGCCACUUUUCCUGGAAGAUGGCCAAGGGCAACCUCCAUCAGCCCAUGACUGGGUUUCAAGUGACGUGGGCGGAGGUGACCACGGAGAGCAGACAGAACAGCCUCCCCAACAGCAUUAUCUCCCAGUCCCAAAUACUGCCUUCGGAUCAUGAUGUGCUGACCGUUUCCAAUCUGAGGCCGUCCACCCUCUACCGACUGGAAGUCCAGGUGCUCACCAUCGCCGGGGAGGGGCCGGCCACCAUCAGGACGUUCCGCACUCCAGCUCUCCCGCCCUCUUCCGGACACAGACCUCAUCUUAAACACCAUCACCCACAUCACUACAAGUCUCCUCCGGAGAGAUACUAAGCUGUCUCAAAAGGCAUUUACGCAUUGCACAAAUCAGUACGCGCGCUCAACUGCAGCCACCAGGCGGCCCACGGGGAGCAGCGGGAGGAACUUCUCGGAGGCCCUUCCUUUCCUCCGCGACCUUAGUGCAGUAAGUACUGUAAUUGCCAAUGCUUCCGGAGACAAGUGACAGGGAGCUGACCAGCGAAGACGGAUGCCACUUUCCACGGGAAUGGAGGAAAUGAAGACCACGCCAACAGAAGUCUGCAUUCCCUUCCAUUAUCGGCUUUGCUAAUCCCUACUGACUCACUGCACAAAUGAGAUGUCCCCCGACUUGGAAACAGCAUAUUCUCAAGACCAAGUAGCAUAACAAAUAGCUCAGUCCUACCCGUGAGACAUCCAUUGAGUCACUAGGACAUGUUUUUUGAAUCACACGAUUGAUUUGUAAAAUGAACUUGAGAUUAUACAGAUGUUAGGCCCUAUUUAUCGAAACCUUUCAUGAGAGCCUUUUUAUUAGACAGGAUUUUUAACUAACAAUUUGUAACCUGAAAACUGCCAAUGAAUUAAGAUCUAAAACUAUCCACACUUUAAGCACCCGGUGCUUUUUUUCAUACAGAGACAAAUGAAAGUACAAUCUUUAAGUUCUGAUUUAUGAAAUACACCUUCGGUCAGACGGAAAUGGAUAAACUAAGGUGCUUCCCUGAUUUUGCUUUGGAGAAACUAAAAUUUGUUUCUGGGGACCUGUGUUGCUAUUUCAUCCUAUACUAUGAAAGCCUUUCCUAACAGUUUAUCUUAUUUAUAUGUUUCCUUACUUUCUUCAAUGGGGACAACAGCUGUUGGUAUUCUUGCUUUUACCAUCUGCAAGUUUAUAAAAACCUCUUGCUUCAAAUGAAAAGAACACCAACUAUUAAACAGUUUCCAUUCUUUAUGGAAAUCUGCCUUUUCUUAAUCAAAGUGACCUAUGUGUAUGUUAAGAUAUUCUCCAUACUGUAAAAACAAAAAAAAAAAAAAAAAGGAGGGGGGGAAGGCUUUGAUUGAAGGAGAAGGACAAUUAUUUGCCUUCAAUGAACCUUUACUGUUUCAAAUCCAUUCUAUCUUGUUUAGAAAGUUUCUCAUGGUCUAGACUUCUCCUUUAUAGCAUGAAUCGAAGUAAAAACAUGUUAUCAACAUACAGUCGCUGUGUAUAUUGGGGCAACCUAAGACACAGGAAUGUGUAUUUGAAAAUAGUUUAUUCUUGAUGGGAAUACCCACAUACCUUGUUCAAAGUGUGGAAGGCUGUGGGUAUACCUAUGCACUGAAAAGUGUGUGUGUAUCUAUGUAUACAUAUAUGAGUAUACGUGUAUAUAUGUAUGUAUCCACACACAGACACCUGCAUAUACAUGCAUACACCUUGCGUAUGAAUCACUAAGAAAUUGUUUUCACCAACCACCGAUUAUGGGUAAAGAUAUAGCUGUUCUUUUUCUUUAUCUGUUCUUUUUUUUAAAAAAAAAAAAAACUUCCUUUAAUUGCCACAGGGAAUAUGUCUUGACCAGAGAGAGAGAGAGAGAGGAAGUACUCCCCAUGGGGCAUGGUAACACCAUAAUCCCUUUCCCUCCAGUCCCCCUUUCCACCAGGUGGGUGGAUAUGCACACACACACACACACACAUACACACACACACACUCUCAGUGUGCUUCUCCAACUCCUGGGGCCGGGAACAGAACGGUGUCCGCUAUGUGGCAUCUCAUUCCCUUCAUCUCUGCAUCAGAUGUAUGAGUUCUUUGAAAGAUCGUAAAGAUAGUAUCCUUUCUCCACCAAUACUGAGUCGAUGAGAAUGGAGUCAUUUACCAAAAAUGAAACAUUUGACAAGAAAGACUUCCUGCCACAUUUUAUUAUCGGCCCAAGUACCAUGGGAAUACAAGCAGUGACAUUAUUCUUAGGUUUUGAUGCUGGAACUUGUUCCUAUGGAUUCAUUUUCUGGGUAGGUGCAUGUGCCAGAACUCACCGACCCCGUGAGGCUGCCCUGUGCUGUGGAAAGGUAGACGCAAAAUACACGCAGAGAGACCACCUUUACUCUGUUGAGGCACGCCACUAGAAAACACAGUCUGGAACACGGGUACCUGACAGCAGAUAUUGCAAUCCGCUUCCUGCGGGUUAAAGUGUUUACCAAGCAGGUAAUGCAGAAACGUCUUGCAGCUUUGGACAUGGACCAUGAAAUACAAACUCCGAAGGAAUGCUCAUGUUGGUUUCUGUAGGUUCUCCUGCUGUAGGCUGGGGUGAACUUACAUCAUACGUGUUAAGAAGUCGUCAGGUUCUAACACUUAGGUAUUUGGAAGGAAAAGAACAAGAAAGACUCUUCACAUGAGCACACCCUUUAGCUCGAGCAAACCCCAGAGACAUCGCUGAACUUGCGAUUUAUUCUAGUGCCAUGGUCGACGCUGGCAUGUGAAGUUCUUGAGAUUUCAACAGUUAACACGUCUAAUGACUGACUACCCAUUGAUCUUCUUCCUUAAUUUGUCAUAAGCAAAUUGAAAUAUUUGUGUGAGCUAAUUUCUGUACUGUUGUAUUGUUUAAAACAUAGGCAUAUAUAGAUACAAAAUUGUAUUAAAUUAUUAUAUAAAUUUAAUUUUAUAAAAUUUAAUUAAGUUUCUUAUGUCUGCAUAAUAGACAUUGAACAAAUGAAUAUAUACUUAGUCAGAUGACGGUUCUUGUAGCUUACAUCCUCCUUAAAACACCGGAAGCUGCUUUAUGAGAAUCUAAUUUUGCUAUGACAUUCAGUGAUUUUAAUUCUAUUUGUGUGGUGAGAAGGAAAACAUCAUUAUUAAUAAAAUGAUCAAAGAAACUUAAGUUUCUCUUUUGAAGCUUAAUAACCUACAAUAACAGUCAAAGUUCAAAAAUAUGAUUUUUGAAUUUUAAAAAUGUGUGCAGUAAUAAAGGGAUAAAAUCCAAGUGCUCUUGAAAACAGAGCUCUCGUACCUGAUUCUGUCAUAUGUUUUCUUGAAGUUAGAUGCCUUUCUCAAAAGCGAUGGAAAGUAGAUCCAGUGACACCCGACAUGAGUUUUAACCUGCUGGGUCCGGGGCUCAAACCAUGGUCAACGCUGUGAGAGUCCAGCGACGUAACUAUUCUGUCAUCUGCUGGUCCCCGCUAUAGAAUGAUUUUUAUCAACCAAUAUGUGCCCUUUCACAUCAUUACCAGUUGAACAUGACUGACAGAAAACAAAGUGGUCAUGGUAGUCUUCUGAAACAUGUAUUAAACAUUCAUAGGUUAAAACUACACCUGUGUCUUAGGAACUGGCAAGAACGCAGAAGUGGAGAGGUUUCUGUUGCGGGAGGCUGUCCCGAGCAAGGCAGGGCGUGUGGCCGCAUCCCGAAUCUCUGUGUUUACUACAGGCCGGUUGCAUGUCUCCUUGAGUUGAGAGAACCAGAAAUGUCUCCAGAGACUGCCAAGUGCCUGCUGGGGGAUCCAUGCACCCCGGGUGGAGAACCACUGCCUUAGACAGUGAUCUUGUGAUGAGAAGUGAGAUGAGAGAUGAGAAGUAGCUCUAAACAAGGAACUCGAUACGUUCUAGGAGCGAGCCCCAAGAACUGAGGGACACCCAAUAAACCACUGCAUUUGACUUCCAUGAUCUGAAUGGCGUCCUUUAUGUCCCCCUGAUUCAAAGAACGGAUUUGGACCUGUGUCUAUAUUGUGCAAAUACAAACAUCCGUUGUGUUCUGUGCAUCUGUAAAUGCCGUUUGUGAUAUUGACUUAUUUAUUUAAUACUCUUUCUUACACUAGGGGCCAUGGGUUCCUCAAGUUUACCGAUAGUUGUGAUUGCAAAUAACCUUAACUCUUGUCAUACAAACUUUCAUGUUAUAACCAGAUCACGAUGGCUAAUUAUCUGUUGCAUGUACUCAGAAGUUCACUUUCAAAUGCAAAUGGAUCUCUAAA
This is a messenger RNA of Tupaia belangeri chinensis (Chinese tree shrew), 5961 nucleotides long. It is a transcript of the gene ANOS1, whose product is annotated as anosmin 1. Gene Ontology annotation, biological process: neuron differentiation. NCBI's taxonomy places the organism in Eukaryota, Metazoa, Chordata, Mammalia, Scandentia, Tupaiidae. Gene Ontology annotation, molecular function: peptidase inhibitor activity; protein binding. The record is from RefSeq and is a predicted model, not a curated record. Bases 1 to 2073 code for a protein of 690 amino acids. Gene Ontology annotation, cellular component: cell surface; extracellular region. The transcript has 15 exons.